Molecule: messenger RNA, 1655 nt
Organism: Ectocarpus sp. CCAP 1310/34
Lineage: Eukaryota; Phaeophyceae; Ectocarpales; Ectocarpaceae
Source: the annotation of a GenBank genome assembly
GCAGACUCAGAGACCGCAAUAUGGUAGUAGCCACCGUCAACCUCGGUGGCAGGCUUGCCCACAAUCAUGCAGUCCGGACUAAACCGAAACAGAAGCAAUUCAACCGACGGGAAUUGCAGUUCGAAGCAGCACGGUGUGCGGUGACUAAUCGGUUCCUCCUCAACCUCGACACACGACUGGACGAGCGAACAACCACCGCCGCGGAAUUGGCGACCGACUUUACCAAUGCUCUCCUCGACGCAGCACGGACGACCCUGGGGGAGGAACCGCGGAGACGCCGCACGCAGGAGUGGUGUGAGACCCCAGAGACGCGAGCAGCGCUGAAGCAGGCCCUUGCCAAACGUCGGGAAGCGCGCCGGGCGAAGAGGGGCAACUGGAACUCAGCGACGUGGAGGGUCCUCAAAGCAGCGUGUAAGGGAGUGGCUACAGUAGUCGAAACGGGCAUUUAUGCCCACCUGGACGGAUAUGUGACUGAGCUCGAAGAAAUCUACAAAGAUCGCGACAUGCGAGGACUGUACCAACACCUCAAGAGACCAGUGGGCCUCAGCGGGAGACAAGCGGGGGAACGGCAGUUCGUCGCGGAUGAGAACGGCGUGUUCCUCCGGAACAGGGACGACAUCCUCCAGCGGUGGGCGAGAUUCUUCAGCAACUUACUCAACGCCAAAUCCCUCACCCUGAACCCAGACAUCAUCGAACGAGUGACGCAGCGGCCAGCGACACGUCGCAAAGAUGGGGGUGACUCCUCCAGCGACUCUGCGGCGGAAGACAGAAAGGGGUCAAGAGAAGAGCUCGUGGCCCUGAGGACGCAAGCUAGCUCGCUGACGGAUCAGAUGAGCUAUCGAAUGUCGCUAGUGGAAGAUACCAUGAAGGCAAGCAAGAAGGAGGAGCCAGCUGGCACCACGGAGGGUGCCCCUGAUCGCGGCGAUGCUAGGGAGAGCGCCGCCGCGGAGUCCACGAACGCCGAAGGAGGGGCACCGUGGACCGGGAGUGCGCAGGACGGGAGCGGAAAUCGAAAGAUUUCAACGNUGUCCCCCAAGAGGUGAGAGUAGCCGCUGCUCACAACCAAGAUUACAGUAGUGCCAUGGGAUAUGUGGUGCUGCUGUUGGCGUUGGACACGGAGCCACAACCCCAGCGACGGGGUACCAAAGUUUGCGGUACACUUCUCCUCCGUUCAGCGGAAAUCGAAAGAUUUCAACGAAUGGCUUAAUGAUUUCCGCAUGGCAGCUAAUGGCGCAAACCUGUUGGAACAGUUUGAAGAGAGCGGGAGCUUGGAGAUCCCCGUCAACAGCGGAAAGAGCAAGUUUUCGCUGUCACAGCAGUGCCGGAGCGAGCAAGCUCGCAUUCCAUGCGUGGAACUUCCUGUCUCACGCGUUGAAAGAAAAAGAUCGGAAAUCUUGAAGAGGGCGGAGAUGCCCCAGGGAGCUCUUCGUGAGCUCAAGACCAUACACGACCCUGAAUCAUCUGUACAGCCGUCAGAGGACCUCAAGUCCCUGACGUCGACCAAGAUCUCUAGAGGUGAAAACCCCCAAAACGCCCUAAAUGAGAUGCUCCAAACCGCAAAGUCCUUAACCGAGAAAGGACAAACUGUCAACGAAACGUUCAUCCUUCACCUCUUCCUGGAUAACCUUUCGGACGAGUAUGCCAUGACAACGCAC